This is a messenger RNA of Darwinula stevensoni, 465 nucleotides long. The record is from the annotation of a GenBank genome assembly. Lineage: Eukaryota; Metazoa; Arthropoda; Ostracoda; Podocopida; Darwinulidae.
AUGGGGGAAGGGGACCGCUCGGAAGGAGACUUGCAAGAGAUCUCGAUGCCGUUGAAUGAUGAGGCGAAGAGGAUCCAAAAUGAGGAGUCCAGGAAGGGAGAAGAGACAGCGGAAAGAAGGAAAACAAAGGAAGACGGGAAGAAAGACUUGCAGGAAUCGCCAGAAGAGAAGCUCUUCUCUUUCGUCCAGGUUUUGACAGCCAUGUGCGCGUCCUUCGUCCACGGCGGCAACGACGUCAGUAAUGCGAUCGGUCCGAUCGUGGGGAUGUGGUUCAUCUAUCAGACCGGGAUGUUGACAUCUGUGGCGGAUCCGCCCCUAUGGAUCUUGUUAUUCGGAGGAAUUGGGAUCUCUUGCGGACUCACCAUUUGGGGACGGAGGGUCAUGAGGACCAUCGGCAAGAAACUCACUCUGAUCACUCCAUCCAGGCAGGAGCGAAACCCUAAGUGGAGGACGCGUCCAUACUAA